UAACAAAUAACAAUGGCCGCUAAAUCUACGUGGCAUUGUGACUGUUUUUAAACUACGUAUUUUACAAAAUAACUGUACAUUUUCAUGUGUUACAAAGAAUAAUUUUUGUACAACGAUUGUAGAUAGAUUCAGUCUAGAUUUCGAGCGGUUUUGCGAGGGAAAGUUCAAGCUUGAAAGCUUGAAAUAUCGUCUCCGAUCAAGGGACUGAAAGUCGACACCAUAAAUACAAAAUGGCGUUCAGGUUGGAUAUAAUUGAUUAUAAUUAUUGUUUUCAUAAUGAAAAUGUAUUGAUCUUAAACUGUAAGGUAGCUUUAUGGAAACUUGGGUGUGAUUUUGUCUUACAGUACACGACCAAUACAAGGACAAGGUAAUCGGCCACCAUAUUUUCAUCCACAGCCUGGUAUGGUGAAUGGUGAUGGCCACUUGUACCAGGGACAGGGUUCCCAACAUCCAGCUGGGGGCCCUUUGGGACCAGGUCAAUAUCAGCAGCGCCCUCAGAUGAAGGUAUGGAAUAUGAUAACAUUUAAAUCCUGGGAAACAUCUGCAUAUGGUUUCAGAGCUAUCAGCCCAGACUGUACCCUGGUUGCCAGAGGUUCUGUAUCUUUCGCCUUAUUCCCGCUCGUAUUUAUUUUACGCGAGGCGAAGAGAACCUCUGGUGGCACGCGAUGCAAAUCUCUCUUCCUUUGGUACAAAAUUUGUACCAAGCACAUGAUUGGUUAGUUAUAAUUAGCAGUCACAUGAAGUGGUGUGAUUGGCUAGACAAAAAAACCUGUUUAUAAAUCUCAGAGAACACGAUGUAAACAAAAUACAGAAAUAAUACGAACGUCGAACGUAUUAAAAUCUUAAAAUGCUUUACUUGGUGUGGGUUUAUAUUUGAGAUUAACUUAUACUUUGUUCUGCUAUAAAAAGAUUUUCUGCGCUGGAGAAGAGCUGCCAUCGCGGCAUGACUUGAGUUGACGGCAUGACAUGUUCACUCAGUUACAGUAUUAAUAUUUGUAAAAUAUAUUAAAGUGUUGGUCACUUGCUUUAUAUCGUUCAAAGUUUUAAAUUUUGGUAAUUCUUCGACUUUGAUAGUUAUUAAUAGGAUUUAUUUUGCCAAUAUUUUCCCGUUGUAUGUUAAGGAAACGUUGCUACAUACUGGCUCCGUUGCACAUAUAUAUAAAUAUUUAUAUAUUUAUAUUCUUUCACUUUUGACUUUUUACGCUCGCUAAUGCAAACGGCAUUCCACAAAUUUAACAAUCAGUAAGGUUGCUUUUUUGCUUUUGUGAGAAAAUCUACAUAAUCCUUACGAAUAAUCUGCAUGUUUGGGCUGCUUAAUAUUUUUAAUAUCAAUUUUACACAAGGUCUGAAGAGAGCUAUUUUGGUAGUAUGACAAACCCGGAAGUUUAAAAACGUCACAAAUAUAAAACCGGUUUUGCAAGUUCUCAAACGGCAACGUCAGCAUGGAAGAGAGAUUUGUAUCGCGUGCCACCAGAGGUUCUCUUUGCCUCGCGUAAAAUAGAUACGAGCGGGAAUAAGGCGAAAGAUACAGAACCUCUGGCAACCAGGGUACCCAGACUGCAGAGUAUGGCAGUUGCACACCGGAGAUUUAUACUUCAAUUAAUUAGUGCACACCCGAGUACUUCGAGCGCUGGAGGCACGGGGCAGCUAAGGGGGUCCGGGUGAUGUGCCCCCGGGAAAAUUUUGAAAACUAGCCUCCCAGAAACGCAAAAUCCUGCAAUUUGGGCAUUAAUUUCUCAUUAAUUUCCCAUCAGCCCAACAGUCUUCCUAACCGAUUUAAAAACUUGUAACAAUAAAAACUGUGUAGUCUGCAUUGUGCAAUUUGCGCUUAAUUGCACACCAGUGCACCAGAAAUAUUUUGCUUGCACACCAGCGCACCAGAAAUAUGUUCCUGCACACCGGAGAUCUCGUCGAAAAACGCCAUACUCUGCAGUCUAGCUAUCAGCUCAGUCAUACAUGUUGUUUGGUACCUGACUGGAGAGUUUUGAAAUUGUUCAACCAAUAUUGUAUAAAUAAUACAGUAAAUGUAAAAACUAUGCAUCAGAUUUUGAUCGAUCAGUUUUCAGUAUAUAGUCAUAUAUUGACCUUUUUACUAUACAGUGUAUUAAUUAAUUAAUCAAAUAUAUAGAUGGUUAGGUCAGGGUCUAACAAGUUAGAGCAAGAAGAAAAAUUGCAUAAUAUUAUAUACAACCACUAAAUUGACUCAACAUUCUGUAAAUGCAUACUCCCCUCAGUACAUCCAAUCAUGUUUCAUGCAAAAACUAAAACUUCUCCAUAGCAAUGAUGUCAAAAAUUGCUAUAGAGUGCUGCGGCUCUCCACAGCAAUUUUCACCAAUGGGUCGUUCCAGAAAAGAUCCAUACUCCCCCCACAGAGGAAAUUUCUGCCGUCCGGAGGGGGAGGGGAGAAAAAAUUGUUUCUGAUAAUAGUAAAUGUAUUAGGACAUCCAAAGGGGGUAGGGGGGUUAACUUCGUAUUUCCUCCGUGGGGGUGGUAUGGAUGUUUUCUGGAAUGACCCAAUUCUAUAGCAUUUUUAAUGUAAUAUGUCAUGAUUGUGGGUGACAGCUUAUGGUAGAAAAUUAUUUUUCUGUAUUUCUUCUGCAUUAGAGAGUUAAUUGUUUAUCAUGGUUACACAUAAACUGGGAAACAUUUGUUUCAAGAAAAUAAAAACAUCUACAUAAAGAAGAAUUGUCAUUGGCAUCAACAUCCCUUCACAAGGAUAUAGAUUUUUGUUGCUUUUCAUAUCAGUGUUUCACUAUGAAAAAUUCUGCACUAUUUUAAAAAUGUAGUAAACUCAAAGAAAGUUUUCAAAAUUUUUUCAAACUUCUGAUAAUACCAAUUCCCUAAAAAUGUAUACGAAAGGCAAGAAACUGUCAUCCACAGUGAUGCACAGCAUUCUCGUCUCAAACAUACUGCAGUUCCUGUGAGUGCCACGAUAAAAAUCCAGCCCUGAAGUACACUGCAAAAACAUGUUUACCAGGCUGUUUCUGAGUAGGGGUGCACUGGAUAGUGAUUUUUACUAUCCGGUCGGAUACCAAAUUUGCCGGAUAUCUGAAAAAAAUCUGGCCGCCGGAUACCGGAUGUUUUAUCAAUUUGAAUACCGGUACUUGAUAUAUAAUAUAUAUUUAUUUAUCCAUGCAUUAGUGCAGAAGAAGGUGACACUAUUUUUUAAAUUUUUGAGUAAAUAAUCAAUUGUGGGUAAUUAAAAAUCUGUUUUUAACUUUUUCCAACGUUCACAUGUUUCUGAAAACUUCCAAAAGUUUUUGAGCGAUGGGAUUUAGUACGGCGUUUUGGCGCCAAGUGCUGCGAAUAGUUAAUUAAUUCAAUUAAUUAUAUCAGUGGCUAGCUUUUUCACAUGUCCUGUUUGGGUUUCUAUUUUUUUAGUAUUUUUUUAUAUUUCAAUUAACGGAAAUUUAGUACACUUCAUGAAAAACAAAUUAUCUGGUAUCCGGCCGGAUAAUAGUAAAUAUUCGGCCAGAAUACCGGAUAGUAUGAUUUUGUCACUAUCCGGCCGGAUACUAUAUCCGGUGCACCCCUAUCCCUGUGUCCCACUAACUUAACCUGAUCAUCCCAUCUUUCAUAUAAAUAGCCUCUUACAAGUCUAUAGACUUAUUCUUUCUUGAACUUGGUCUGUUAUCUAAUGAGAAAAACAGUAUUGGUUUUCUCAAAUAGGCCCAAUAAUUAUUACUGAACAUACUUUAGUAAAAACUUCAUUUGUUUCUAUCUGAAUGGAAUUUGGUUUUAGGAUGGGCCAGGAAUGUUACAUCAACAACAGCCAGGGCAUUCACAACAACCUGGGCAUCCACAACAACAUGGGUAUCCACAACAACCUGGGCAUCCACAACAACCUGGGCAUCCACAACAACCUGGGCAUUCACAACAACCUGGACGUCCACAACAACCUGGGCGUCCACAACAACCUGGGCAUCCACAACAACCUGGGCGUCCACAACAACCUGGGCAUCUACAACAACCUGGGCAUCUACAACAACCUGGGCAUCCACAACAACCUGGGCAUCCACAACAACCCAUGAUGCAACAUCAGAGGCCCCCAAAUAUGUCUGGUUACUCACAACCCCCACUAUCAACCACAGGUUUUUCUCAACAGGUAUAGCUUGUAUAGAUAGUAUGUUUUCCCUAGAGCUGAGUGCCGGAGCUCCGGCAUAUUUUGCCGGAGCCAGAGUUGGAAAACUCCGGCAGACAAAAUUAUGAAAAAUGAUUUCAUAUUUCAACGAACAUUUGGCAUUAAAUGGGAAAAUUAAGUUGUUGUUUACUAAUAUAUUACUAUUUAUAUGUUAUUUUACUAUAUAUUGCUAUGUGGUUUACUAUUAAUAGUGUUGUAAAAAGGUUUUUAAAAAAGAUAAAUUCUGAAAUUACACUGAAAUACUUUUGCCUGCUUCCACUUUUAAAUAUUGAAUUUCCUUAAAAAUUUCUUGCCGGACCCGGAGUUUUGACUGCCGGAGCCGGAGCUAAAAUAACCGGAGUUUGCACAGCUCUAGUUUUCCCAAUUUCCACUCAUGUUGGUAUAACUGUAUAUCAACACGGAAAAUGUUUUAUAUUUGUUAAAUAUUGACUCAGAAUGUAUAAUCCCAUAAUUCUAGAUGUUAAAUCGUCCAAUGAGCAAUCUUCAAAUCAAUGAUGGUCAACAUAGACCACCUCAGCCAACAAUACCAGGUAUGCGACCUGUACAGUCUACCAUGGCUCCACCACAAGGCUCUACGCGAGGAAACUUCAGAAGUGAUCAACAGUCUCCAUUACACCAGUUUACACCAAGAAUGGCUACUGGCAUCACUCCACCAACGACCGGAACAUCAAGUCAACCUCAGUACCCUGGUCCAGGUGCUCAUUCACAAGGAUUACCAAAUGGUAAAGUAAUAACAUAGUUGCAUACAGAUCAUUAUUACACAUGACUUACAAUCUUGCCUUUUGGGCCUACAAAUAAUUCUUGAUAUCGUGUAAGUAUGACGUUGCACUUGGUGAGAUUUAAAAAUUAAUUUUGUAAAUUCAUGGUGAGAUUUGCUUCGGCAACUGUAAGCAAUUUACAAAAAACUAUUAGACGAGAAAGAAGCAGAAAACGCUAUUUUUUAACGAGCUACAAAGACAGGAAAAAGAAAUGCGAACCUCAAGAAAAAGAGCCCUUGCCAAGUACUAAAACUAUUUUACUAGAACAAGUUCGUUUUUUCUUAUAUACAUGUGAAUUCGGUUUUUGUGUGAUAUCCAGAACUAAAUGUUGACUCACCUGAUAAAAGAGGUCCACUUUUCUGGUACCGCCCUAGCUGUUGUCAUGUUGGUAUUCACUUGUGAUAUAACUUGCUGCUUGUAGUUAUUUAAAAAAUGGUGAAAUUGGCAGGGUACUGUUUCUCAACCGAUAUAUAUAUAUUAUAAAGUUAUUCCUGGUUGACUAGUACCUCUUGUUGUGGAUUGGGGUUGGGGUAAGGGUCAUGGUGACAUCCCCGCAACAAAUGCCUGUGAGGUAGUCAACACAAAGUUCUUCCUAUCUGAGCGUGGAGUGCAAAAACAGUUUAGCCAGCCUAGUUUAGACUUCUGCAAGUUCUAAGUUGAAUUUUGGCAGUCAAUUGCCACACAUUUUUCACUCAAAUUGAAGUUAUCGGCGAACUUCACAACAAUGAAAAACCAAUCCUCAUCAUGUAUGAUGAGACUUGGUUUUCUUGAAUCACUUAGUUUUAUUAAAUUAAACAAUUAUGUUGACAAUCAUAUACUUAAGUUUACAGUGAGUAUAUUUGUUCUGUCAUACCAGGUCCAAACAUUGGGUUAAGUGGACCUCCACUUCCAGGCCAGCCAAGAGGGAUGCCUCCACAUUCAUCUGGUGUUGCACCGCCUUCACAACGAUUCCAAAUGGCUAACCCUGGAGUCGCACCUGGAACUACAGGUCAUCACAAUUAUCCUCCACAGCCAGGUCAAGCACCGAUAAAUUUAACUGGACCUAUGACACAGAUGGGAAAUGCUAAUACCCAGGUAACCUGAAACAGGUUGUGACAAAGAUUGAAAUAACAGUUAUAAUAAAAACCGUUUUCCUCUUAGUGAGUUUUUGUCACAAACCAAUCAAGUUGUUUUCAAAUUUCGAGAAACAGUUGUCAAUUUGGCUUAGUGGAAAACGGGCUUAAUGUCAGCACCGACUCAUGCAUGUUCAGGCAGUUGUAGAACACGUUCGUAAAUAUGAAUACUGCAAACCUAGGAUUUUUCUGUGGUUUCUUCCAGUUGAUUCAGCUGAUGAAUGAAUACCAUCAUUGCAAAAUGACCCCCAAAAUAACGCCUGUCGGUUUACUCAGCGUUAUUUAAUAAAAUCCAUUGUUGAGUAGAAACGAGUGAUACUUCUAAAUAAGUUUGUAGGCCUUUGUAGUGCAAAUCAGCUUUUAAAUAAGUUUGCAUAAGCCUUAGUGUGCCUGUCUUGCAUGCUUGAUAGUGUAAACAACGUGCAAAUUUGGGGGAGGUAAUAAGCAUUCAUAGCGCGAAUGCUCAACCUCAUACCCAGAAAAUCGUACCUAGGAAAGAGCCUGGGUACGAGUUUGAAUUGAUGGUGAAAUUCCAUUCUCGUACCCAGAGCCCUUCUUACGCGCGGUGCGACAAGGGGCUCUGGCCAAAUCCAUAACCGGAUACCAUAAAAACAUGGUAAGAAAACAAUAUCCGGUGUUAGAACUAGCCAAUCAGAUGCCAGUUCGGAAUAUGGAUUUGGCCAGAGCCCCUCGUCACACCGCGCGUAAGAAGGGCUCUGGGUACGAGAAUGGUGAAAUUCAAGCAGUGGUUUUCCCAUGGUGGCUAUUCAUUCACAUACACCGCAUACAUACACCGUAAUCAUAUAUACACCGUAAUCAUACAUACACCGUAAUCACAUACAUACACCGUAAUCAUCAGUGGCGAAACUAGCCUUAUAGCAACAGGCCAUGCUAUCCAAAUUUUUAAUGAUUUGAAUUAUCUAAACCUUAUAAGUACAUUGUCUUUAACCUAUUUAGUUGCAGGUUUAUUAACAUAGCAUGACCAGUUGCCAUAGCUAGCUUUGCCACUGCUAAUCAUAGAUUGGACGUUACCAACUAUCAAUCUUACAUUUCUUUUCUGUAGCCCACACCACCAAUGCCAGGAUAUGGUCUAGGACAAGGUAGACCUGCUCCUUCGAGUGGAAUGGGGAUGAGUUCACCAAUGUCACAACAAUCAAGAAGAAUAGAUCCAGAUCAGAUACCCAGUCCAGUAAGUCAGUAUACAAAUUUCUAGAUUCCUCUAAUUUGUGUACAGUUACAAUUUUCUGCGGAGUAUACCACCAUCUCAGAUAAAGUAAAAAAAAAUGCAUUAGAAACCACAGUUAAAUAUUCUCCCAGAAUGCAGGAAUUUGCUAUUUCAGGGACUCUAGCUAGAUUUCAAAUCAAUUCGAAUGCGUAUUGAAAAUGUUAUUUAAAUAUUCAAAACCAAAAGAAAUAAUCUCGCUAAUUGAAACGAAAAUGGAAAUAAAUUUCUUUGACGAUGGGAAAGCACUAGCGGAAAAUCACUAUUUGCCUUAGGGCCCCGAAUUUCUCUGUGCGCCCCUGUUUAUAAUUCGGACAUAAUGGUGAAGUUAUGUUGGGAUGAUAAUAUAAAACCCAACCUCGUAUCAGGCCCUUACUAACGACUGUAAGUUUCCUUUGCGCCGAAUCUGAAGCGACAAAUUGUUCCUUUACGUAAUUGGUCAUGUUGUUGUUUCAGAUUCAAGUUAUGAAAGACGAUCAGGAUAACUUCAAAGACACAGCGUUUAAUACAAGUGUUCGUGGCAGAGUUCCUCCUUUGAUCACGACGAAGUGUGUUAUCCGCGAUGAUGGUUAGUUUUGCCCUCUAUAAUUGCCGUUGAAUUAUCGGAAUAUAAACAAGCAGCAUUUAAAUUCGUGAAAAAUUAUAUCUAAUUUAUCUAUAUAUUGAAUUCGAUCGUUCAUCAUAAAAAGAAUGUAGGGUAAUUAUAGAAAUAAACAACAGAAGAUUAUACCUUGACGGUUUUUGUUUGGAACAGCUAGCAGAAGCGCUAUUAAUUUGAUUAUAUCGUACACAUUUUAAGCUAGAUGUAAAUCAUUUCAAGAACCAGGAAACUCACCCUGCCAGCGUUUAUAUUCAGAUUCUGCAGCGCCAAGCGAAAGGUCAAUGACUCCCUGAGAGAUUGGAACAGUAUAGUCAAUUGCAGGAACAGAACGUGGUACUCAAUUUAGGGAAUGGACAUGCGUACAUGAAAAUAAAACAUACCUAUUCGAAUAGGAUAUCCCACACUAUACUGUAGUGAUCAGACUAGGUCUUCAGAUAACCUUGACACUCUUUAUUCAGUACAAACUGUGUACAUUGGAAGGGGCGCGAAUGCUGUUGAGAACCCUGGAUAUUUUGUUUAAUAUUUGUGUAUUAUUGAAAGCUUCUUUCCUUUUAAAGGUAACUGUAGUCCGCAAUACAUGCGCUCUACACUGUAUAAUAUCCCAAACAAUCAAGACGUUUUGAAGGCCUCUGGUGUUCCUUUUGCUGUCUCAAUUACACCAUUAGCUGAAUCCUUACGGGAAGAGGUAGUGAAACAGUGCCUUUUUUAACUAUAUAUCUGGGGGGAGCAAUU
Molecule: messenger RNA, 8566 nt
Organism: Paramuricea clavata
Lineage: Eukaryota; Metazoa; Cnidaria; Anthozoa; Malacalcyonacea; Plexauridae
Source: the annotation of a GenBank genome assembly